This is a messenger RNA of Myripristis murdjan (pinecone soldierfish), 1185 nucleotides long. RefSeq names its product LYR motif containing 5b (gene lyrm5b). The coding region runs from base 326 to 577 and encodes 83 amino acids. Gene Ontology annotation, cellular component: mitochondrion. The record is from RefSeq and is a predicted model, not a curated record. Lineage: Eukaryota; Metazoa; Chordata; Actinopteri; Holocentriformes; Holocentridae. The transcript is spliced from 3 exons. Gene Ontology annotation, biological process: respiratory electron transport chain.
UCCAUGUCUGCUGAUUUUGCGCUGUCACUGCUUACUUCGGUUGUUUACACUCUGAUCGAGUUGCAAAGUAGUGAUACGUUUCAUGUCAUAAGUUAGUUUUAAUAGAAGUAACGCUAAAGUUAGUGGGUACCGUCAGUACAGCUGUUACUGUGUUCGUCGCUUCCAACAGCGGAGCAAAAACUGCUGUAUGGGAUUUUGACUUUGCUCUCUGUACCUGAGACUCCUGGGAACGGCAGACAUUAAAGGUCAUCCUGACUGGUAGGAAGCAAGAGAAAGUCAAACAACACUGUUUAUUAACACCCACAGAGCACCAUUCUCCGGGACGAUGGCAAAUCCCUUAAGGGCUGAAGUGGUCAAACUAUAUAAAAAUCUCCUUUACCUUGGACGGGAGUAUCCCAAAGGCAGCGACUAUUUCCGAGAUCGACUGAGAGCAGCUUUCACCAAGAACAAAUCAGUACAGGACCCACAGAAGAUAAAGGAUAUGAUUGCUCGGGGAGAAUAUGUGGCCAAGGAGCUUGAGGCUCUCUAUUACCUGAGGAAAUACAGAGCCAUGAAGAAACGCUACUAUGAGGAAUGACCCAACAAGGCCUUCUGCCUGACACUUUAACCAGUGCUGGUAGAACUGAAAAUUAACAUGACAUGACUCAGUAAAUGUACCACAAACCAGUUCCAUCAAAGAGCAUUGCGUCACAUACACAGUAUUAUCAGCCUAUCCACUUCUUUUUGUGUUGGCCAUCUUUAAUUUGCAUUGCAGUCACUUAGUAAUAAGGAGAUGAUCAGCUAAGGUUAAUUGGGGUUUGGAAAAAUGAGGCAAGUACAAAACUCUUUGAAAAAGGGUUUAGAAAAUAUUUAUUUUGAAAGAAAAUACAGGAAGGACAAAAAAUAGCAGCUUUAGGUUGUUUUAUUCACAGAGUGACUUCAGUAGCUGACAAUUUUAAAUAAAAUUGUAUUACAGAAAUACAGUUGUCAGCUAAUGAGUUGAUCUAAACCACACAGUAAGUAAAACAGUCUUUAAAACAGCAGAACUCAAUACUGACAUGAUGUGACCACAAACCAAUGGAAACUUCUCAGCUACUACAGUGGGGAGGUGUUGAGGUCAGAGGUCAGAGGUUGUGGUGAUCUUCCAGAGAGCUGCUGUCAGCCAUGUUGGCUCGGCAGAUUGGACAAGUGGAGUUCUCCUGUCAG